AAUGGUACCAAGAUUUGCAGGUUUCCCCGCACACACACACACACACACACAUACAUAGGAUGGUUUCAGUUAAAGCCGCUCCCAGCCCAAAUAUGCCUGCAGGAGUCGAGCCUUGGUCCUGAUCGGCUCCGGUAGCGUGAACCCGGGUGCUGUUCGGCGCUUUAGCGUGAGCGGGUUGCGGACACAGCGGCGCUCCGGCUCGACAUGUCCGGCGUGGCCGCUGCUGCUGCUGUCGGGGGCGCCGGCGGCUCGGGCGCGGCGUGCGGGGCUUCGGGGUUCGCCGGCCGGCUGCCGAGCCGCGUUUUGGAGCACAUUUUCUCUUAUUUGGACCUAUCGGACCUGAUGCGCUGCUCGCUGGUGUGCCGGCACUGGAGCCGCUGUCUGGCGGAUGAAAACAGCGAGGUGUGGCGGAGUCAGUGCGCGCGCCUGCUCAGCGAAGAGGCUCUGCGCUCCGACAUCCUCUGCAACCUCGCCACUUACAAAGAUAAAUUGAAGUCAUUCCAGCACGCGCUGAGCUCCCACGACUGCUCCAGGAACGUGUACGUUAAGAAAAACGGGUUCACGCUCCACCGCAACCCGAUCGCUCAGAGCACCGAUGGCGCUCGUGCAAAAAUUGGUUUCACGGAGGGCCGACAUGCCUGGGAGAUCUGGUGGGAAGGGCCACUUGGCACCGUGGCGGUGAUCGGCAUUGCAACCAAAAGGGCACCCAUGCAGUGCCAGGGCUAUGUUGCACUGCUUGGAAGCGAUGAUCAGAGCUGGGGCUGGAAUCUCGUUGAUAAUAACCUGCUUCACAACGGAGAGGUCAAUGGAAACUUCCCACAGUGCAAUAACGCGCCCAAGUACCAGAUUGGAGAGCGGAUACGUGUGAUUCUAGACAUGGAUGACAAGACGCUGGCGUUCGAGAGAGGGUUCGAGUUUCUCGGCGUGGCGUUCAGGGGACUUCCCAAGACCUGUCUCUUCCCAGCCGUUUCGGCAGUUUACGGUAACACUGAAGUCACGAUGGUGUACCUUGGAAAACCUCUAGAUGGCUGAGGAGCAUCUCGGUGCCAUGCUGACAAAAACCAAAUGCCAAGGAGACAUCCAGAUGGCGUAAUGAAGACUCUGAGCCAGUGUGAGAGCUGAUUCAUCUGGGCAGAAACGUGCAGAUUAUAAACUGGGAUUAUGGAUGAGACUCUUCAAAGCAUGCCUCUGUGAAUUAAGGACGUCUCUGGAUAGCUGAGGACAAUUGUUUUUAAAGCUGAUUUUAAUGUAAUUUAUGAAUAGACAUUGGGCUGCGUCCCAUUUAUAGUUAAUUAAUCCAGCCUGAUUCAGUGACGGGUUUGAAGCAUUAACCAGGGUCACAGAAUGCAUUUAUAACAUGUUACAGUGAUGAGGGACUGUAAUUAUUGCGUUUAUACGAUAAACUGAAUGGUUUUAGAAUUUUACUUAAUUACAACCCAUAUGUUGGCAAAUGACGUGCCGAAAACAAUGUUCCAAUUACCUCUACAAAUGCAAGCCUGCUUCACUAGAGUUAGUGCUUUGCAUGCAGUGUAGUUGAAGCUGUCUGUUGCCAUUGGUGUUUGUGCAGGAAAUCCAAAAGAAAUUGUCACAUUACUGUAAUACUUAAUCGUGAUGUACUAGUCUAUGAUAUUAAUUUAUUAGGUUUUAUCCUUGAUAUCAUUAAGUUUAUGGGACCGGUAAAUAAACUAUAUGGUGCCAGUCUGGUUGAA
Clarias gariepinus (North African catfish) is the source of this 1709-nucleotide messenger RNA. It is a transcript of the gene fbxo45, whose product is annotated as F-box protein 45. NCBI's taxonomy places the organism in Eukaryota, Metazoa, Chordata, Actinopteri, Siluriformes, Clariidae. Gene Ontology annotation, cellular component: SCF ubiquitin ligase complex; synapse. The record is from RefSeq and is a predicted model, not a curated record. The transcript is spliced from 3 exons. The coding region runs from base 205 to 1032 and encodes 275 amino acids. Gene Ontology annotation, molecular function: protein binding. Gene Ontology annotation, biological process: proteasome-mediated ubiquitin-dependent protein catabolic process; synapse assembly involved in innervation.